AAUAAUAAUAAUAAUAAUAAUAAUAAUAAUAAUAAUAAUAAUAAUAAUAAUAAUAAUAAGAAACAAUUACAACAUACCAAGAAUUUUAUGAGUCCUACUAUAUCAGCAGCUAUUAAGGCUAAUUGUAAUAAUAAUAAUAAUAAUGUUAGUGUAAAGAAAAUCUUGGCUGAAAGAAAUGAAACCCUAGAUGUUGUUAAACCAAAUAGUGUGAUAAGAAGAUCAUCUAAUUUUGAUUCAAAAGUUGUGAAAUUUUCUGGUUUUGAUGCUUGUUAUGGUGAAAAUGUUGAGAAGGGUUUAGUGGGUAAGUCAUCUUUGCAGCCUUAUGAUCCUAUAAAGAAUUACCUUUCACCUAGGCCUAAGUUCUUGAGGUACAACCCGGAUAGGCGUAGGAAGACAUUGAAUUUACGAGAAAGUGUUGAAGAUUGUGUUAAAAGUAGUAGUUCUUUUGAUGUUGGUAAUGGGAAUGGUAAUGGUGAAUUGCCCUCUUCGGGUUUGGAGUUAGAGUCAGGCUCAGGGGUAGGUUCGUCUGACUCUGCAGAUUCUUGUUUAAAAAAGAAGUUUGAGGAAGAAAGUGUAAAUGAAACCGAGAAAGGAGGUGAAGGUGAAGAUGAGGAAAUAGGAGAAGAAGAGGAGAUGACUGAAUUUGGGGAAGAUAAUUGUCGGAGUUUGAAUGCCAUUUUGAAGUUUGUUUUUGUAGUACUUGCAGUGAUUUUAAGUACACAAGCCAUAUGUUCAAUGAACUCACCUGACAAUUUACACGCUAAAGAAUCUGUAUGGGGUAAUAGUAAUUGGUAUAGUAAGGUUUAUGGUUCUGCGAGUUCAAAUGUCUCUGAAGUUGUAUACGGUGUGAUGAGGGAAGGAGAUUUACUGGUGGAAAGAUUGAAGGUUGGGGAUGCUUAUCGUGAUCAUAAGGGAGUAAUAAGUGUGAAAAGUACUGAAGAAUUGGUGGAGAUUCAAGAUGAACUAAUGGAUGAAGUAGAAAACGAUGAAACUUAUCUGAAAUACCAAGAGAGUGCUGAGAAGUUGCCAGUGCAAGAAAUUGUCAAAAGUGAGGUGGUGGAUAUCAGUAAUGUAAAGGAAUACAGUGAAGACGGUCUUGUUGAAGAUAAAGAAAUUAAGGCAGGUGAAGUGGUGGAUAUUGGAAGUGGAGACGUGAGCAAAGAAGUUCAUGAUUUUAAUCAAGAUGCUCUUAUUGAAGGGCAAGAAAUUAAAGUUAAUGAAGUGUUAGAAGUCGGUAAUGUGGAGGUUGAGAUAGAGGUUCAUGAUAUUGAUCAAGAAGAUGGUGUUCUUAUUGAAGAUUGUGAUUUUGCUGGAAGUGAAAACAAGUUCCAAGUGACUGCUGAUGCCGAUUUUGAAAUGGAAGAAAACAUGGAGGAAGUAAUGGAGAAUGGGGCUGUUGAUGAUAUAAAAAGUACGAGUAGUAAUGUUCUGGUCAAAUCGGCAACUUUUGAUCCAACACUUGCUGUGUUGAUUGGGGUUCCUAUACUGGUUUCGAUGUUUUUUGGUGUCAUUUAUCAUUCAAUGAGGAAGCCUUUUUUUCUUGCCUCAACAAAAGUAGCCAAACAAAUCAUUGUAGCCGAAAAAAAAGAAAUCAAGGCUCCUGAACCCGCUCCAACUCCAUCAUCUUUGCAUCUUUGCAAUCAAGAAUCAUUGCAGAGAGAUGUUUAUAAGGAAAUUAGCCACGCCACCUAUGCACCAUCAGUCGAAUUGCUAAGCGAGUUUGUGUUUGGAGAAGAAGUCACUAGUUCUGUUAGGAACUACAACAAUAUAUCGGCAGAAGCUAAUGCAAGCAAUUCCUUUAUCCGAACAACUACAGUUUCCAUUGAUCAAACAAAAUUGUCUCACAUGGAAAUGUCAGCUGGGGAUUCUCAUACAGUCAAGAAACAGAGGCACAAAAACGCAGAAGUGAGCAGCACAGUUACGCCUUCAUCAGUGAGAAGAUCAAGCCGACUGCAAAACCGAUCUAUCAUGUCUCCAUGAAUCAACAUUAUCUCUUCUGUUUUUUUUUAGUAGAACAUUGAAAUAGAACAUCAAUCUGAUGAUCUAUUUUAACUCUUAGAAUCGUAUAAUAACCAUGUAUCUCUUUUAACUACAUUAGAAUCAUGUAAUGUAAUAACCACCUUUUAAGCUCCUCUCCAAGUUCAUUCAUAAGAAAUAAUUUACAAAACAAAA
Erigeron canadensis is the source of this 2172-nucleotide messenger RNA. RefSeq lists its product as uncharacterized. Lineage: Eukaryota; Viridiplantae; Streptophyta; Magnoliopsida; Asterales; Asteraceae. The coding region runs from base 88 to 1980 and encodes 630 amino acids. The transcript has 2 exons. The record is from RefSeq and is a predicted model, not a curated record.